AUGUCUCCCACCAUAGCCUCCCACCCACAACAGCAUCAACAACUUGAAAGAGGAGUACCGCCGCCGCCACCACCACCACCACCAGCCGAAAUCACAGGUUUAGACGCCAUAAUCGGCGUAGGAAUCACCGUCGGUGCAUUAUUUUUCUUACUGCUUAUGGCAGUUAUUACACCGAAGAUAAUACGACAUAGAAGAGAGGUUUUGACGAGAAAGAGGAGAGAGGAGCUUGAAGUAUUGGAAAAGAGGAGGGCUAGGGUUGGUAGUGGUAGUGGUGGUAGUGGAAGUGGGAGUGGUGGUGAAAAGAGUGGGAUUAGUAGAGCUGGGUCUGAGGUUUCUAGGGAUACGGUUGAAGGGAAAGAGGAGGUAGUAGAAAGAGGGAGGAGUCGAGCCCCGAGGCCGCUGCCGGCUGUGGGUGCAAGGCCUUCGGUUGGAAAUAAGCAUCUAGAACAGUGCUUUGAGAGUACAUCUCCGGCCAGUGAAAAGAAGACCGAUAUUACCAAGUGA
Messenger RNA from Orbilia oligospora ATCC 24927, 504 nucleotides. RefSeq lists its product as uncharacterized. The transcript has a single exon. The record is from RefSeq and is a predicted model, not a curated record. Bases 1 to 504 code for a protein of 167 amino acids. NCBI's taxonomy places the organism in Eukaryota, Fungi, Ascomycota, Orbiliomycetes, Orbiliales, Orbiliaceae.